UGCCAUGUUUGCGGAAGCUUGGUCACAACAGCUAACUGGAGACUUGUCACUUUUUCUGUGUGUGUUCUAUCUGUGUUUUAUAAUCCAAUAUGAACCUGCCAAAAGGACCAGAUUCUCUGUGCUUCGACAAGGAUGUUUUUAUGAAGGAUGACUUUGACGUUGACCAGUUUGUGGCGGAGUGUCGGAAACAGGUCCAGCUGGAGGAGAUGAGAGAGGACCUGGAGCUCUACUACAAGCUGCUGAAAACAGCCAUGGUGGAGCUCAUCAACAAGGACUAUGCAGAUUUUGUUAACCUAUCCACCAACCUGGUGGGGAUGGACAAAGCCCUCAAUCAGCUUUCUGUGCCACUGGGACAGUUACGAGAAGAGGUUAUGAGCCUGCGUCUCUGUGUGAGCGAAGUAAUUCAGGCCAUAGACAACCAGCUGUCAAAACAGGAAGAUCUGCAGAAAAAAAAGGUAUGUGUAUUGAGGCUAAUCCAGGUGGUGCGCUCAGUGGAGAAGAUUGAGAAGAUCCUCCACUCACAGAACUCCAAGGAAUCCAGCUCUCUGGAAAUCAGCAGUCCUUUGUUAGCAGGUCAGAUCCUAGAGAGGAUAGCUACAGAAUUCAACCAGCUGCAGUUCCACGCCGUACAGAGCAAAGGCAUGCCCCUGCUGGACAAAGUCAGACCUCGUAUAGCAGGGAUCACCUCCAUGCUGCAGCAGUCUCUAGAGGGCCUGCUGAUCGAGGGUCUGCAAACAUCCAACGUGGACAUGGUGCGUCACUGCCUGAGGACAUAUGCCACCAUAGACAAGACCCGAGAUGCUGAGGCCCUGGUAGGACAGGUGCUGGUCAAACCAUACAUGGACCAGGUAAUAGUAGAAGAGGUGGUGAAGUCCAGCCCGAAUGGUCUCCAGCUGAUGUACACGAGACUGCUGGAGUUUGUUCCUCAUCACUGUAGACUGCUGAGAGAGGUGACUGGAGGAGCCAUAUCCAGUGACAAAGCUGACAUAGUGCCAGGUUAUGAUUUCCUGGUGAACUCUGUGUGGCCAGAGAUAAUCAAAGGGAUAGAAGAAAGGUUGGCCUACCUCUUCAACCCUGGAAACCCUGACAUAUUCUAUGAGCGCUACAGCGUGAGCAUGGACUUUGUGCGGCGGUUUGAGCGUCAGUGCAGCUCACAGGCCAGUGUGAAGAGACUGAGAGUACAUCCUUCAUACACCAGCUUCCACAACAAAUGGAACCUGCCUGUCUACUUUCAACUACGGUACAAGGAAACAGCAGGAAGUCUGGAGAACGCCAUAAGUGAUGGACUAGAGGCAGCACCAGCUGGCAGUGCAUACCACCUGCAGGUGUCUGAGGUGUUGUGGUCCUGUCUAGUGAGGUGCUGGUCUGACAAGAUCUACCUGUCACCUCUGGCCCAUCGCUUCUGGAAACUCACACUGCAGCUCUACUCUAGAUAUGCUAAAUUUCUGGAUGAGGUGUUGACUAAGAUUCCACCCCCUGAGGUGACUAAAGAGCCAGCCAGACCUCUGCCCAGCUCAGCCUCCUCCACCUCCAGCCGAACUUCAAUGGAUGAUGGUGGCAGUGAGAGUGGGAGUCCCGCCUCCCUGUCCACCAAACAGCUCGUCCACAUUGCCGCUGACAUUCAAAAGCUUCAGGAGAAGAUACCAGAGUUGUCAGAAAUGGUCAGACAGCGUUUAGAAGCUAUUGGAUUCAAAAACUUUGCUAUUGUGGAAGAUGCUCUAGCAGACUCCAAAGCUUGCCUGUCGAGCAGCGUUCCCACUCUGAACGCCAGGAUGACCCAGCAUCUGACUGAACGCUGCUGCCGCUUCCUGAAGAGUGCCUCUGAGGUUCCACGACUCUACCGCAGGACUAAUAAGGAUCUGCCAGUCCGUGCAUCAGCGUACAUGGACAACGCCUUACGUCCGUUACACCAGUUGCUGACAGACUCAACGGGGCUGGUCACUCCCUCUACAGCACAGGAAUGGCUGCGAGUAGCUCUUUCUGACUGCACACAGAGGUACUAUGAGACCAUCUCAGAGGUGCUGAGCUCGGUGAGAAAGAUGGAGGAGAGUCUGAAGCGACUGAAGCAAGCCAGAAAGGGUGCGACCACAACUACCACGGCAGGAACAAACGGUGGACCCACGGAUGACAGCAAGAUCCGUCUUCAGCUGGCACUGGAUGUGGAGUACCUGGGUGAACAGAUCCAGAAGAUGGGUCUUCAACCAAGUGACAUCUCCAUGUUUUCCACUCUCAUGGACCUUGUGAAAGAGGCCAGAGAGCUUGCUGAACAGAACCAGUAAAAAGUUCAGUCCACCGUAACCAAAAACAUCUCCAUUUACUGCUGCAAACUUCAGAGCCACAGUGCACAAAGAUCUUAACAACAGGGAUCUGCCAGAGUUGCAUCUGACCAAGCUGUAAAUUAUUGUUUUUCAAACCGCAGAUAAACUACUGUCUGGAUCACCACUGGUUCUGCUGUAGGCAGUGUGAAUAAGAGGGACUGCAUGAUGUGGUGUUAUAUCCAUGAAAUGUUUUUCACAAAAUGACUGAUACGUGCUCCACAGAAAUGUAUUUUUCUUUUUUAGUCAGAAAGUUGUAAAGAGAGACUCAAACAAUAUUUGUCUAAUUUCUGCUGCUUGGUGAAGGAUUAAUCUCGAAUAGAGAAGUCUUUAAGUGUGUAACGUGUACAUUUUUGUUAAGAUUGAAGUUCUAUAACAUGUUUAACAUAAUUAACUUGGGAAAAGAAAAAUAAAGAACUUUGGAUACA
Molecule: messenger RNA, 2743 nt
Organism: Toxotes jaculatrix (banded archerfish)
Lineage: Eukaryota; Metazoa; Chordata; Actinopteri; Toxotidae
Gene: cog2
Product: component of oligomeric golgi complex 2
Exons: 18
Coding region: 90-2279 (729 amino acids)
Biological process (GO): protein transport; intra-Golgi vesicle-mediated transport; Golgi organization
Cellular component (GO): COG complex; membrane
Source: RefSeq, a predicted model, not a curated record